Glarea lozoyensis ATCC 20868 is the source of this 519-nucleotide messenger RNA. RefSeq lists its product as uncharacterized. Bases 1 to 519 code for a protein of 172 amino acids. The record is from RefSeq and is a predicted model, not a curated record. Lineage: Eukaryota; Fungi; Ascomycota; Leotiomycetes; Helotiales; Helotiaceae. The transcript has 2 exons.
AUGCUGUCUGGACUCUGGACCCUUAUGGUAGACCUCGAGAGGGUUUCCGUUGUUUACAAAGCACCUUCAACACAUGGCGCACCAAACGGCUCAAGUCCCAGAUUUAUUAACGACCCUCAGUGUGGUUCGGAAGGGUUCACCACGUUCCUAGGUCGGCAAUUGCUAUCCAUCAUUCUUUACAACAACAACAACAACUCAAACUAUAUAGUUUUACAUCAUGAUUACAUCCUUUCUAAAUACACUUGCUACUUUACCCGUUAUGUCCGGACGAAUAGCUGUUGGGGACGUAAUCAUAAGCAGAAGCUGGAGGCAUCUGAGGAACAAGCAAGAUUCGGCGGCUGCAUCCCUUGGUUGGUCGCCCCUUCCCUUUCCCAAAACCAGCACUCCCACAUCUCACAACUGCUAGCACAUUAUUGCUUGUUUACUCGCGACAAACGUACGCUGGUCCGAGACCCGGAAACCUGUUAUGAUAUCCCACUAAAGGCUGAUGGUGUGAGCAAUCAGGACAACGAUAAUUAG